Messenger RNA from Salpingoeca rosetta, 3787 nucleotides. RefSeq lists its product as uncharacterized. Gene Ontology annotation, biological process: regulation of transcription by RNA polymerase II. Bases 89 to 3481 code for a protein of 1130 amino acids. Gene Ontology annotation, cellular component: nucleus. Gene Ontology annotation, molecular function: transcription cis-regulatory region binding. The transcript has a single exon. The record is from RefSeq and is a predicted model, not a curated record. Lineage: Eukaryota; Choanoflagellata; Craspedida; Salpingoecidae.
UCGUCGCGCUUUUCUCCUCCUCCUGCGUGCUGCUCGCUCCACUGUGUGUCUGCUAUCUGUCUGUCCACCACCCACCCACCCGACAACGAUGGAGAUGAACGAGGAAGCGGGCGUGGUGAUGCAGCGCCUGAUAGAGUCGCAUGGCUCUGUGGAGAAGCUUCCCUCGACGAUCCUCGGGUUGACACCGAUGCUGGCCCACGGCAUGGAUUGGCGCGAUUUCAUUGGCCAGGUCACCGCCGCUGGCUUAGCACAGCAGGACGGCCGUCAGCUCCACUGGAACGCCACCGCCGUCAACCAGUGGUAUGAUGCCCGUCUCGUCGACUCGGAUUAUGAAGACGACUUUGAAGAAGAAGAAGAACAAGACAGUGAAGAAGACCAAGAGGAAGAGGAGGCGGCGGCGGUGCUGGACGGCCAGGGUCAGGGGCAGCAGCAGCAGCACCAGGGACAGCAAGCCCAAGCACAGCAAGAAACAGUCCCCGCGCCGCUGCCGCCAUCGACAACAUCCGGCACCAACGGCGGCGGUGCAAGCCAUGUCCAGAAGCUGUUCAACUUCUCGGAUACGGCCAGCACGCAGAUCGGGCCAGGCGAAGAGACCAGCCCUCGCACGGCCCCUCUCAACGCGGCGGCAGUCCAAGCAACAUCGUCGUCGUCGACCAACCCAUACGGCCCGCCUCCAGGCACCGUUCCUGCGGACAGUCGCCCUUCGCGGCCCUUUCCGUUUCAGACGACACCACCUCCCACCCCGCAGUACGUUACUGGCCCGCCCACUCCAAACAGCCUGCGCGCCAUGAAGUCUGGCGCCGUGGCCCCGCCUGCGCGGCCCCCAUCCCACGACGCACCGAGGACGCAAGCGCAACAACAGCUACAGCAGCAGCAGCAGCAGCAAGCUUCCGCAGUUUUGCCAACUGCAGACGAUGAGGAAGUGGUUGCUGCAAUCAAGCAACAUCUUGUGGAAGUUGGAGGCGAGGCCGUCGCCUGUUCCCUGCCCAUCCAUCUGCACCACGUUGUGCCACACGCGAGUGACACGAUCAAGCGCCACGGCAGGUUCCGCAACUUUGUCGAUGCAUUCCACCACAAGGGCAUCGCGUUUGUCGAAAACUCGAGUGGUGGGAACGUGCGGCUGACACAUGGCCUCGCUCACCGGUCGCUGUCCCAGAAGAGGACGAAAGCCGGCCAGCCGCCUGCAGCCGAACAAGGCCAGCAGCAGAGUUUUCAACAACAAGUUCAAGAGCAAUUCAAGCAAGGACAACAACAACAGCAACAACAGCCGCCUCCUCAGCAGCCACCACGGCAGGAGCAGGCAACACAGCCAAAGCCACAGCAGCAGCAACAGCAGCAGCAACAACAGCAGCAGCAGCAACAACAGCACCAGCAACAACAGCACCAGCAACAACAACACCAGCUACAACAGCACCAGCAACAACAGCACCAGCAGCAGGUAGCGAUGGACCCGCGUCUGGCACAGCGCGUGCCUCCGAGCGGUGCGCCUUCUGUGGAAGAGGUUGCUCGCGCCAUCAGGAAGUACCUGCAGGCUGCUGGCGGUGCGGCCUGUGCCAGCGCCGUUCCCCUCCAUCUGCAGCACGAGAUGCCAUCGGCGAUUGACACCAUCGGCGCCUUUGGGCGCUUCCGCGCGUUUGUUGACAUGUGCGACAGUAAGGGCCUGGGAUUUGAGUUCAUCCACGACAACAUGAAUGGUCGCGUGCAGCUCACCAGCCGUUCCAACGCAACAGCACCAGCAGCACCACCAAAACCAACACCAGCACCGAAACCAAAACCAGCACCAACAGCAGCCCCAACUGCACCCACAGCAACAGCGCCACCGCGGCGCCACUCCAUCAACACCCCGUCAACGAGUGAUGUUGCUCGCGUCAUCAGGCACUACCUGCGGGACAAAGGCGGCUCUGUCAUUGCCAGCUCCAUCCCAAUCUAUCUGAGGGACGCGAUGCCUGACGCUGACACAACCAUGAAGAAAUACGGCAGGUUUCGCAGCUUCGUUGAGGAGUGUGCUCAGAGAGACCUGGGGUUUAAGUAUGUCCCCGACAACGCGAGUGGCCUUGUCUGCCUGACCGAGCGUGAGCAUGAUUCGCGUUCGCAGCCCCACUCCAGCAUCACCCCCCCGUCAGCGAGUGAAGUUGCUCGCGUCAUCCGCCGUUUCCUGCACGGCCAACAUGGCUCCAUCAUUGCCAGCUCCAUCCCACCGUACCUCAAGCACGCAAUGCCUGGGGCUGAGGCAACCAUCAAGAAAUACGGCAAGUUCCGCAGCUUCGUUGAAGAGUGUGCGAAAAGAAGGUUGGGGUUUGAGUACGUCCCCGACAACGCGAGUGGGUUUGUGCGCCUGACCAACAGCAGCAGCAGCAGCAGCAGCAGCAGCAGCCGUGGCAACGCGAGCGUGCGUACUGCCAACACUGCAGCCAUUCCUGCAUCAGCAACGGCGGUGCACCAUCCGUUGGCUGCACGUGCCCCGACGACUGCUGCUAACACAACCAGCAGCAACGCAGCGCAGCCAGCAGGCGUGGCGCCCGCUCCACCGGCUCCUCCUGCUGCCCUGCAGGCGUCGUCAGCCCACGCACAUGUCCAACACCACCAGCACCAGCAGCAGCAGCAAGAACAGCAGCAAGAACAGCAGCAGCAGCAGCACGAACAGCAGCAGCAGCAAGAGCAGCAGCAACCUUCUUCUUCUUCGGCCCCAUCAACCGCGGGUGCCACGAGUGCGACUGCUACUGCUCCCACUGAGGCCAGUGCAACGAGCCAGGGCGCGCGCUUUGAUGUUGAUGCUGCUGCGUUUGCCGAUCACGUGGCAACGCGCUUGCCACUCUCGACGCGGCUCGUAGAGUACGUGAACCGCCACGCUUCCGAGGUGGCAGGCGUCGACCUGCAUGUUGACGGCCGGGCCAUUGUCUGGCAGCGCGGCCCGCAUGACGAGAAGCCGCGGCCCGAGGUUUUUGUGGACGCCCACACGUGCCACGAGGUCGUCGAGUGGCCCGAGACGAACCACCUCGGCUGCCUCGCCAUCGACAACGCGUUGCACAAGGUGUGCGUGCUGCGUGACAGCAUGGACCACCUGUCGUGCGUCACCAUUCGCCUCGUGCACCCGAUGCUGCCACUGCCGCACUUCCCCUUCCUUGCCAAGAAGGCGGCCACUGGUGGCUUCUUUGCCUUCCGCGGCACCGACCGCGCCGUGUGCAAUGCCUUCCUUCGCACCGCCGCCAAGCACCUGUGCAUGUCCAACCACGUCGUUGUGCUUGAUCCGUACGGCGAGAUUGCCGGCCAGGGCCAGCGCUGCGAGGCCCUCAUUGGCGGCGCUGUGCGCAUGCCGCUGUUCCCCGAUGACGACAGUGCGCGCGCUGUGGAGCGAGCCACCGUCGUGCUGGACGCAGACAUUGUCAUCUUGUGUAUCACGCCAGCGCACAAGCACGCCCACUUGGCAAACAUUGCCGAGCAGCUCCCUGUCUCCCUCAUCACCGCCAUGAUCACAAAGUGAUGGGUGUAUGUGUGUGUGUGCGUGUGUGUGUAUGUGUGUGCGCGCGCGCUUGUUUGUGAGAGAGUGAGCGUGUGCGCGUGUAUGUCGUGUGUGUGAGUGUUUGCGCGCGUGUAUGUGUGAGUCAGUGCGUGAGUGUGAGCGCGUGUUUGUGUACAGUUUCAUUGUUGAACGACUGAUGUAUGUGUUGAGUAUGAUGCGUUCAUCACAUCAUGUCACCCCUCGCUCUUUGCCCCCUUGCUUGCGAUUGUGCGUCUGCGUUGCCAAUUGGCUGGUUGGGUUCAUUUGAAGAUGAACAGAGUACCCCGU